Molecule: messenger RNA, 2611 nt
Organism: Cucurbita maxima (winter squash)
Lineage: Eukaryota; Viridiplantae; Streptophyta; Magnoliopsida; Cucurbitales; Cucurbitaceae
Product: probable beta-1,4-xylosyltransferase IRX14
Exons: 4
Coding region: 681-2198 (505 amino acids)
Biological process (GO): glucuronoxylan biosynthetic process; plant-type secondary cell wall biogenesis
Cellular component (GO): Golgi membrane
Molecular function (GO): galactosylgalactosylxylosylprotein 3-beta-glucuronosyltransferase activity; xylosyltransferase activity
Source: RefSeq, a predicted model, not a curated record
UAUCUAUUACCAGAAGAAGAAAGCGGGGGUGAAAUCAAUUUGAAAACAGGAAAGACGGGCGAUUUAGUUUGGAACAAUUCUUGGCGCUCGCCAAUUUGAUUGCUUAGAGGAGGUAAAAAGGGGAACAUGUUUGUUGUAGUUUCUUUUAAAAAAAUUCUUUGAUGGGUGGGUGAGGUUUGAACCUGUCAACCACUGGUUGGAAGCUAUGCGUUGAAUUCUACUUCCUACUGUUGUAAUCCGGCGUCAACCAAACCAAACCAAACCAACUGCGGCCACCCUCCCUCCCUUCCCAAUGCCAUUGAUGCUUUUGGCUUGCGUUUGAAGCUGCCCUUCAAAGGCAUUUCGUCGAGCAUCUGGGGCCCCUUUCAUCUUGGCCUCAUAUCGCCUUCGACACCGCGUGUGUCUGUUCGCCAAACAAGACUCAGACAAACACAUUUUCUUAGCUUUUCAUUCUUCAACUCAAAGUAAUUCACCUCUAAUCAACCCCUUAAGCUCCCUUCUCCAACCCACUCCCGCACCACCAUUCCCAUUCUCUUGCUAACUUUACAAGCCAAAUCGAAUCUCAGCUUUAAAGGAACAUCUGAACUACUCCUUUUCGACGAUUUGUCAAAUUCUUUGGACCCAACCCAUCAUCCUCUUCUGCUGGAGCGAAGGAGGGUUAGUGGGGUCAAACCCAGAAUAUGAAGCUUUCCGCAUUACAGCAGACCUAUGCUGCCCGUCGGGCCAAUAGCUUCAGAGGAUCGCCGUUGGAUUCGUCCACGGAUAGUCCAAUCAAGUCGCCGGCGGGGAUUUUCUGGCUAGUUCUUCAUGGACUUUGUUGCCUCAUCAGUCUUGUGCUUGGAUUUCGCUUCUCUCGUCUUGUGUUUUUCCUUUUCUUCUCUACUUCCACUACCACUAACCUCUACUUGACUCCUUUUCGAUCCGCUACUGACCUGAACAUUCACUCUACUUCGCUGCCAAAUCCGACUGUAAAUCUUGAAAUUCCUGCGAAUUCGACGACGACUACGACCAUUGCCACUUCGAGUAGCCGCGUGGUCGUAGGGAGGCAUGGGAUCCGAAUCCGGCCGUGGCCACAUCCAAACCCUACUGAAGUCAUGAAGGCUCACCAGAUUAUUGAGACGGUACAGAGGGAACAAAGGCGCCAAUUCGGGGUCAAGAAUCCGCGAAAGUUAAUUGCUAUAACGCCAACUUAUGUGCGGACUUUCCAGGCGCUCCACAUGACUGGUGUUAUGCACUCGCUAAUGUUGGUCCCUUACGAGCUUGUUUGGAUCGUGGUGGAGGCCGGUGGAAUCACCAACGAGACUGCUUCUGUUCUUGCCAAGUCUGGGCUGGAGACUAUUCACGUUGGGUUCAAUCAGCGGAUGCCAACUUCUUGGGAGGGUAGGCAUCGAAUUGAGGCUCAGAUGAGGCUUCAUGCUUUGAGAAUUGUGAGCAAAAUGAGGCUGGAUGGAAUUGUGAUAUUUGUGGAUGACAGUAAUAUGCACAGUAUGGAGUUCUUUGAUGAGAUCCAGAAUGUGAGGUGGUUUGGUGCUCUGUCUGUCGGAAUUAUCGUUCAGUCAGAUAAACAAGAUGAAUCAUCAGAGGAGGUGGAGAACCUUCCAAUUCCUGCUCAGGGUCCUGCUUGUAAUUCUUCCAAUAAGUUGGUUGGUUGGCACACCUUCAAUGCGCUCCCAUAUGCCGGAAAGAGUGCUAAAUUCAUUGGUGACAAGACAUCAGUUCUUCCGAGAAAGCUUGAGUGGUGUGGGUUUGCGUUGAAUUCCAAGUUGCUAUGGAAAGAUGCAGAAGAUAAGCCAGAAUGGGUCAAUGAGUUUGAUACAUUGGAUGUUGGUGAUGAUGCUUUAGAGAGUCCCUUAUUUCUUUUGAAGGAUGCAUCGAUGGUUGAGCCUCUUGGAAGUUGUGGCCGCCAAGUUUUGCUCUGGUGGCUCAGAGUUGAAGCUCGUUUCGAUAGCAAAUUUCCUCAUGGGUGGUUAAUCGACCCUCCUUUGGAGAUUACUGUACCUGCAAAACGAACACCAUGGCCGGAUGUUCCUCCCGAACUCCCUACUGGUGAAAAAGCUCGGAGAGGCAACCACGAGGAAACAACUAAGCUUCCUGCAAAGGCUCAUUCAUCCAGAUCCAGAAGUUCUCGAAGCAAGAGAAAGCGGCACGAACCGAAAGUGGUGGAUACUCAAACCUCAGUGAGACAUUCUCAGAACUGAAAAGAAACAGGCCAUAUCACGUCCAUGAUCUUUCUGGUGUCCAAAGAUUAGAUGAUAAGAAUUGAAGGGAAGAAAUGGUUUUUGAGGUAGGCAGGUAAAAAAGAUCGUGGUCUGGUCUCAAUGUGAAUGUGAAUCAGGAGAGGCAGGCUUCAUAACAGGGCCCAUGUAUACAAAGAAUUCAGUUUUGAUUUCAGACUCGGUUACAGUUUUCUCUUUUCUAUUAAAAAUUUUUAUUUUUUUGUUUCAUUAUGGGGUGAUUGAUGUUCUAAUGUGGUGAGAAGGGGAUUUGUACCUGCUGCUGCUACUGCAGGGAAGCGUGUAUUCAAUAUGUUUCAACAUUUUAUACGUGAUGCUCUCAAUAGUGUAGUUGUGAGGCCGUUUGCCUACUUCAUAAUCAUAGAACAUAAAACAAA